AUGACUAGGACUAAGAAACGGAGUGCAAGACCCAAAGAAGGUGCUCGGCGGGAGGAAAAGAUGAACGAGGACAGGACAGACCUUAUCGAGAAGGUUGACAUGAAUAAUGAGCGCUUUUCAUCUUAUUACAAGACUCAGAAAAUCGUUCCCGAGGAUGAAUGGGAACUCCUUCUCGACUCCCUUCGACAGCCUCUACCAACAACCUUUCGCGUUGCAGGCAGCAGACAGACGGCAACCACUCUGAACGCAACCAUAAAAGACCAUCACGUACCCAGCCUGAGCGACGUAACGUUUGAGGGCCAACGGAUAUCCCCGCCAGCCCAAAUACCCUGGUAUCCAGAUGGAUUGGCAUGGCAAUUCAACGUUUCAAAGAAAGCGCUUCGUAAAUCUCCAGAGUUCAAAAAAUUCCAUUCUUUCUUGGUCUACGAAACUGAAGUGGGGAACAUAUCAAGACAAGAAGGCGUGAGCAUGCUGCCACCCCUGUUUCUGGAGGUCGAGCCGCACCACAAGGUUAUGGACAUGUGCGCUGCUCCAGGUUCCAAGACUGCGCAACUACUGGAAGCGCUGCACGCUAAUGAUACCAUCACCUCCACGUCAAUUCCGCCAGGUCUCGUGCUCGCAAACGACAGUGACAACAAGCGAACUCACCUCCUAAUUCACCAGUCUGCACGUCUGCCUAGUCCAGCUCUAAUGGUGACCAAUCUAGAUGCAUCGAACUACCCUGGAAUUCAAAUUCCUGUGGUAACUCAAGACGGUGGCACGCAAAUGGACCAAUUAAUGUUUGACCGAAUUCUAUGUGAUGUACCGUGUAGCGGCGACGGAACCAUGCGGAAGAAUAUGGGUAUCUGGAAGGGAUGGUCUACGAUGGACGGAAAUGGUCUUCACAGUUUACAGGUUCGAAUUCUUCAACGUGCAAUGAACCUCCUCGCGAAAGAUGGAAGAAUUGUUUACUCUACCUGCUCUUUGAAUCCUGUCGAAAAUGAAGCCGUCGUUGCUGAGGCCCUGAACAACAACCACGAUUUCGAACUGGUUGAUGUCACACCCAAAUUGCCUUCUCUCAAGCGUAGACCAGGACUAACGUCCUGGAUACCAACUGUCAUCAUCGACAAGGUUAACAAAAUUGAUAUGCCGUUUCCUACUUACGAACAGUUCAAAACCUCGGAUUCCGAUCAAACAUUGAAAGACAAGAUGUCAAAAGGGUGCUGGCCCCCCGAGAAUGUUGAUAAGCUGAACCUGACUCGAUGUUUGCGUAUCUACCCUCAUCUCCAGGAUUCUGGAGGUUUUUUUGUCGCCGUUCUCGAGAAGAAAGGCAAAGCUCCAGCUAGUUCCCUGAUAUCGGAGCGUAAACGGGAGGCAAAUGAGCCAGAAGAUGUUCCAGAAGCUAAGAAGCCCAGAUUAGUGGACUAUGAACCAGACGAAACUGCUAUGGAAGAAGACACCGAGGUGACCCUGGAUGAGUCAAAGGCAGAGUCAGCGGAUGCAUCGACCGAAAAUCCACACAGUGAAGGCAACAUGAAACCAACGCCAAAAACUCUAACGAAGAAGGGAAAGAGUAAAUCUGCUCAAGGGGGAGGUUCUUUCAAAGAGAAUCCCUACACCUUCCUCUCUCCAGAUGAUCUCAUCCUUUUGUCUUGCAUGAAACGCCUCAAUUUGAAUAGUGACUUCCCCGCAAGCAAUGUUCUUGUUCGAAACCCAGCUGGGGAUGCCGUCCGCUCGUUAUACCUAGUCAACGACCUUGUGAAGACGAUCAUCCAGCACAAUGAUUACGACCGUCUGAGGCUCAAUGCUGCUGGGACUAAGGUGCUCUCCAAGCAGGAAGCAGGAAAAGGUGCUGAGGCACAAUUUCGCGUUCUAGGAGAGGGACUACCUGUCAUCCUUCCCUACGUCGACCCUGCGACAAUUCUCACUGGGGAUAUGGAAUCGCUCAAAACGCUAAUCGAAUCCUAUUAUCCUCUGUGCACAACAUUCAAUGAGCCUUUUAGGGGAAUAGCGGAAGCAGGGACUUCGGGGAGCCAUAUCGUCAGAUUCCCUCCAGGUCAACUAGGCGCGGCGUCGCUGAACCAUGAACUGGUCCUCCCUGUAUGGAAAGCGAAGAGCUCGAUUGGGUUAAUGAUCGACAAAAAGGCCAAGAGUGCUUUGAGUUUACGACUAUAUGGCGAAGAUCUGACUACGGCCGGAAACUUGAAGAACGCAGAAAAGCAGAAAAACGGCAAUCCACUAGUCGAGGCUAAUGAGGCGCCAGAGGGGUAA
This is a messenger RNA of Laccaria bicolor S238N-H82, 2250 nucleotides long. RefSeq lists its product as uncharacterized. Gene Ontology annotation, cellular component: nucleus; cytoplasm. Gene Ontology annotation, molecular function: tRNA (cytidine-N5)-methyltransferase activity; tRNA binding. Gene Ontology annotation, biological process: tRNA methylation. The record is from RefSeq and is a predicted model, not a curated record. Lineage: Eukaryota; Fungi; Basidiomycota; Agaricomycetes; Agaricales; Hydnangiaceae. The transcript has 15 exons. Bases 1 to 2250 code for a protein of 749 amino acids.